AUGCCACCAGCCAGACCAGUGAUUUGUAAAAUGGGAUUCUUGGGACUUCUGUCAUUCCUGAUAUCAUUUGUCCUCCUGAGGGAUGUCCAGGAACCUACCCUGGUUGAAGGGCUCAUUUUCAAGUCCUGUCCCAGAAUGAGAGUAAGAUGUGAAGUCGAAGAAAUAGAUCAGUGCACGAGGCAUAGUCAUUGCCCGGAUAAGAUGAAGUGCUGCCCGUACCUCUGUGGGAAGAAAUGUUUAGAUCUCAGAAAAGAUAUGUGCAGUAUGCCAAUGGACACUGGCCCCUGCUUGGCCUACCUUCCCCGCUGGUGGUAUAAUAAAGAAACCGACCUCUGUUCCAGAUUCAUCUAUGGUGGUUGCAAUGGGAACAAUAACAACUUCCCAUCUGAAGCCAUCUGCAAGGUCAUCUGCAAAAAAAUACUAGGAUACACUAAGGAGGAGCUGGAACAGCCUUCAGAAUUUGGCUCACAAUCUGAGGCUACCUCUACGUAUGCCUGA
This is a messenger RNA of Cavia porcellus (domestic guinea pig), 498 nucleotides long. RefSeq names its product WAP four-disulfide core domain protein 6A. The transcript has 4 exons. NCBI's taxonomy places the organism in Eukaryota, Metazoa, Chordata, Mammalia, Rodentia, Caviidae. Gene Ontology annotation, molecular function: serine-type endopeptidase inhibitor activity. The record is from RefSeq and is a predicted model, not a curated record. Gene Ontology annotation, cellular component: extracellular region. The coding region runs from base 1 to 498 and encodes 165 amino acids. Gene Ontology annotation, biological process: negative regulation of peptidase activity.